UAUGGCCUGCACAGGGGGCAGCGCUGGGGCCCCGUGUCCACCGUGGGCGUGACUGCUCCACAACCGGAAGAGACUCCAGCCACGGAGCCCCCCCUGGAGCCACACCUGGGAGAGCUGACAGUGACAGAUGUGACCCCCAACUCCAUGGGCCUCGCAUGGACAGUCCCAGAGGGCCAGUUUGACUCCUUCAUGGUCCAGUACAAGGACAGGGACGGGCAGCCCCAGGUGGUGCCUGUGGCCUCAGACCAGCGUGAGGUCACCAUCCCCGGCCUGGAGCCUGCACGCAAAUACAAGAUGAACUUCUAUGGGCUACAUGGUGGCCAGCGUGUGGGCCCCCUCUCUGUGGUAGCUGUGACUGCUCCCCUCCCUCCAGCCCCAACCACAGAGUCCCCCCAGGAGCCACGCCUCGGGGAGCUGACAGUGACAGACCUGACCCAGGAUUCUGUGAGCCUCUCGUGGACGGUCCCUGAGGGUGAAUUCGACUCCUUUGUGGUCCAGUACAAGGACAGGGAUGGGCAGCCCCAGGUGGUGCCUGUGGCCGCAGACCAGCGCGAGGUCACCAUCCCUGGCCUGGAGCCCAGUAGGAAAUACAAGUUCCUGCUCUUUGGGAUUCAGGAUGGGAAAAGACGCAGCCCAGUUUCCGUGGAGGCAAAGACAGCUGCCCAAGGUGACGCCAGCUUUGGGGCCCCGCCCCGCCUUGGGGAGCUGUGGGUGACAGAUCCCACCCUGGACUCGCUGCGCCUCUCCUGGACAGUCCCCGAGGGCCACUUUGACUCCUUUGUCGUCCAGUUCAAGGACAGGGACGGGCCCCAAGUGGUGCCUGUGGAGGGCCAUGAGCGCUCAGUCACCAUCACCCCUCUGGACACUGGCCGCAAGUACAGAUUCCUCCUUUAUGGGCUCCUGGGCAAGAGGCGCCAUGGCCCCCUCACUGCCGAAGGCACCACAGAGAUCCGGAGUGCGGUGGAUGAUGCUAAAGCAAAGCAUCCCCUAAAGCCCCGUCUUGGGGAGGAGCUACAGGUGACCAGCGUGACCCCAGACUCUGUGAGCCUCUCGUGGACAGUCCCUGAGGGCCAGUUUGACUCCUUUGUGAUCCAGUACAAGGACAGAGACGGGCAGCCGCAGGUGGUGCCUGUGGAGGGCAGCCUCAGGGAGGUCCGCAUCCCGGGCCUGGACCCAAACCGCAGGUAUAAGCUCCUGCUGUACGGACUGCACCAGGGCAAACGUGUGGGUCCCAUCUCUGCCAUCGCCAUGACUGCCUCCAGAGAAGAUAUCGAAACCGAGGCCCUAGGUCCUCCAGGGCCUGAGCCCCGCCUAGGGGAGGUGACUGUGGAGGAAGCCAUGCCAGACACCUUGCAUCUCUCCUGGACAGUGAUGGAGGGAGAUUUUGACUCCUUUGAGGUCCAGUACACAGACAAAGAUGGGCAACUCCAAGUAGUCAAAGUAGAUGGUGACCGGAAUGACAUCAUCCUUACUGGCCUGGAAUCUGACCACAGAUACCUGGUGACCCUGUAUGGUUUCCAUGGCCAGCAGCGUGUGGGUCCUGCCCACAUUGAGGCCCUCACAGUCCCAAGGGAAGAGGAGGAUGAACCUUCAGAACCUCCCAUCAAGCCACAGCUGGGGCAGCUGGCAGUGA
Molecule: messenger RNA, 1633 nt
Organism: Herpailurus yagouaroundi (jaguarundi)
Lineage: Eukaryota; Metazoa; Chordata; Mammalia; Carnivora; Felidae
Product: tenascin-X-like
Exons: 7
Biological process (GO): regulation of cell adhesion; neuron projection development
Molecular function (GO): protein binding
Source: RefSeq, a predicted model, not a curated record